AUGGGAAAUAUUAUCAAGAGCAGUAUAUCGAUAGCAUCAAAAGCAGAAUCACAUGUUAAUAUUCCAGAAGAAAUCAUUGUCCAAAUACUAUCGAGGUUACCCCUCGGUUCUCUUCCCCAAUUCACCUGCAUUUCCAAGCAAUGGCAUUCUUUGAUCUCUAACAUAAUCGUCGCAAAAACCGGAUCACCGAGGGUUCUCCUUAUAUCCGACUCGAGAGCAUAUUCCUUUUCCCCUCACUCCAUUCACCAAAACCAGCAACACGAAGUCGAUGUGAACAGCAUUCAUGUUCCUUGGAAAUUGAGUGAAUCCGGCGAUCACGAGUUUAAAAUACUGGGAUCGUGUAAUGGGCUGGUGCUUAUGCACAUCGAUGAUGACUUGUUCUUGUGGAAUCCACUGACUAGAUUCUUCAAGAAAGUUCUAGCAUCUGACCGAGUGUGUGACCGUGGGAGAACCACGUACCGUGUUUGUUCUGGGCUUUGCUAUGACUCCACCAGUGACGAGUACAAGGCCGUUCUAGUGAAUUCUUCUCUGACCCCAGGUUAUGGUGAUGAAUCUGUUGCAGUUGGUAGUUUCAGAAGUAAAAGUUGGACGACGAUUGCCUUCCCCUACUAUGUUCCCUUGUGGGAUUCGUGGAAUAUAAUAGUCAACGGAAAUCUUCAUUGGUUUGCCUCUAAGAACGAUUCAGGUACCGGUGGUUAUUUUCUUUCACCCCGUCAAAUUAUUUACUUGAGAAAUGCUACACUUACAACAUUUUUUUACAACAUGUUUACAACAUGGUGA
Messenger RNA from Rhododendron vialii, 780 nucleotides. Its product is annotated as F-box/kelch-repeat protein At3g23880-like. Bases 1 to 780 code for a protein of 259 amino acids. NCBI's taxonomy places the organism in Eukaryota, Viridiplantae, Streptophyta, Magnoliopsida, Ericales, Ericaceae. The transcript has a single exon. The record is from RefSeq and is a predicted model, not a curated record. Gene Ontology annotation, molecular function: protein binding.